AUGGCUCAUCCCCCAGAACCGCCGUUUGUCGCCGAAGAGCGCGCCGGGUUCGACCUCAACCUCUCCCACGGCCACCGAGACCUAGUCCAAUCCGUCGCCUUCAAUGCCUAUGGCGAUCGCUGCGCGACCGGCGCCGUCGACGGCAAGAUUCGAGUCUUCAAUCGCCACAAGGACGGCGUCUGGCGCCUCUGCGACACCUGGGGCGCGCACGGCGGCGAGACUCUGGAGCUUCAGUGGCUUCCUCCCACCGUCUACCCGAAUCUGCUGGCCUCACUCGGUGGCUACGGCCGCUUCAAGCUCUGGGCCGAAGACCCGUCCGCUGCCCCGGGCCGCCGAUUCAGCGCUGGAUCCUCUCGUACCCUCUCCGGCAAGCCCGCGUUCGAGACGCGUUCCAACAAGGCCCCUUACCGCUCCUUCUCCAUCAAGCACAACGAGGAGACACGCCACACCUACCUUGCCCUCCUCGCCGCCGACGGCAGCCUCUCCGUCUACGAGAACGAUCAGCCCGAGAACCUGUCCGAGUACACGCUCAUCGACGAUUUUGCCGUCGCCCCCAAGCCCGCGCGCGGCGAAGAGGUCAGCUUCAAGGUCGAGUUCGACCCCAACCCUGACCCCUGCUACACCGCUCUGCGCGCCGGCGUUCCCACCGAUUCUCUCGCCCUUGUCGUUGCCGCCAUGGGCACCGUCAAGCUCUACCGCUCCCGCGACAUCAUCACAGCCUCCUAUGGCGUGCCGCAAGCUCAGAAGGAGUUCUACCUCGCCGCCGAGAUUGGCCCCGGCGCCCAUCGUGGCCUCGUCCGCGACAUUGCCUGGGCCCCCGGCAACGUCCGCGGCUACGACACCAUCGCCUCCGCCUGCCAGGACGGCUACGUCCGCGUCUUCCGCGUCGAGACGUCCUACAAUGAGAACGACGGCAAGACAUGGGCCGCCGCCGAUCUCGUCCGCCGCGAGACCCAGAACGGCGGCGGUGCUGGCGCGGGCGCGGGCGGCGAGGCCCUCACCGCCGCCAUCGGCCCCUCGCACGAGAAGCACCAGCACCAGUCCGGCCUCAGCGCGAGCCUCGCCAAGUCGGGCGCCACCGCCGAGCGGCAGUCGUCGGGCCAGCCGGGCCAGGUGGCGCACGUCGUGCGCGAGGUCGCCAAACUCGACAGUCACCGGACGCCCGUGUGGCGCGUCGACUUUGACGACGACGGCCAGAUCCUCGGCAGCACGGGCGACGACGGCAAGUUGGUCUUCUACCGGCAGACGCCGCAGGGGGCGUGGGCCAAGAGCUCGGAGCUGGGGAUGCUCAAGACGCGCAUGGCGACGCCGUCGUGA
Messenger RNA from Verticillium nonalfalfae, 1317 nucleotides. RefSeq names its product epoxide hydrolase, soluble (sEH) (gene SEH1). Gene Ontology annotation, cellular component: nuclear pore outer ring; Seh1-associated complex. Gene Ontology annotation, molecular function: protein binding; structural molecule activity. The transcript has a single exon. The record is from RefSeq and is a predicted model, not a curated record. Gene Ontology annotation, biological process: cellular response to amino acid starvation; positive regulation of TORC1 signaling. Bases 1 to 1317 code for a protein of 438 amino acids. NCBI's taxonomy places the organism in Eukaryota, Fungi, Ascomycota, Sordariomycetes, Glomerellales, Plectosphaerellaceae.